Neogale vison (American mink) is the source of this 2922-nucleotide messenger RNA. RefSeq names its product SP140 nuclear body protein (gene SP140). The transcript has 26 exons. Gene Ontology annotation, cellular component: nucleus. Lineage: Eukaryota; Metazoa; Chordata; Mammalia; Carnivora; Mustelidae. The coding region runs from base 319 to 2562 and encodes 747 amino acids. Gene Ontology annotation, molecular function: DNA-binding transcription factor activity, RNA polymerase II-specific; protein binding; DNA binding. The record is from RefSeq and is a predicted model, not a curated record. Gene Ontology annotation, biological process: regulation of transcription by RNA polymerase II.
AAGUGAAAGUAUUUGGAGCAGAUCGUGCAGGAAGCUGAAGACAGUGCUUGCUGCCUUCCUCCAUCUCCGUCCAGACACUUGUGAGCAGAUGUGCUGGCCAACUCUCGUUCAUCCUGUCCGAUCACCAUGAUGUCACCAAUGUAACUGAUCGGUGUGAUGUUCUGUGGGAUGUCCAGGUGAUCCAGAUCUCUUCUAUUUUAUGACAAAGGACAGGUGCCACACUUGAGAGAUCAAUCAAUUGGUAGACAUUCUCCUCAGAGCUCCGGGGAGGCACAAAGGGAGUAAACGUCUGCUCAAGGUUGAUCCUGGGCCAGCUCCAUGACCCAGUGGGGCUGGCAGUGGAAGAUGGCGAGUGGAGGCAGCCAGCUCAGCCGCAGGAUGUUCACAGGGAACCAGAACCUAGAAGACCAAACCCCAGAGGAGCAGGCUUUCUAUGAGUUUAUUUUUACGUUCUUCAAAGAGAAUAAGGUGGAGAUUGCAAGUGCAAUAAAUAAGACAUUUCCUCUCCUUAUGGGCCUCCGAGACCUUGGCUUUAUCUCUGAGCAAAAGUAUGAAAAUUUUGAAGAAGCUUGUAGUAAUCAGGUCCCAGUGGAAGAAGUGGUCUAUCAGGUGCUCAGUGAACUGGAGAAGACAUUUGACAAGACAGUUCUGGAUGCACUGUUCAGCAACACAAACCUAAAGGCCUAUCCUGACUUACUUGAGAUCUGCAGAAGCUUCCAAAAUGUGAUUUAUGACAACUUCCAUUAUGAAGCCAUUGAUGAAGAAGAGACAAAGGAAAUGCUCCACUUACAAGUACCUCACCAGUUAGAGUCCUGUGAACACUCACCUCCCCAAAUGAAUAAUGUCAGAGCACUGGAAGAGACAUCCAGCUUACUGCCUAAUGAGGGGCAAGCGUCUUGCAAACGUGCGGCUCCACAAAGGGAUGACGGAGGAGAAUCAGAAGAGAUGCCCGGAUUACUACCUUACGAUAAAGAAGUGACCUAUGAUCCCAGAGUUUCCCCAGUGACUAAUGAAGGAGAACUAGAGGAGAUGCCCAGUCAGCCAGCAGAAGAGGGACAAGCUCCCCAGAUGAUCAGUGAAGGAGAACCAGUGGACGUGCCCAGGCAACUGCUAUGUGACGGGGAAGCAGAAGGUAACAGUGCCUGUUUAGAAAUGUGUGAUGAAGAAGAACCUCAGGAAGACUUGAACUCACUACCAGAAAGUGAAUCAGUAUCUGGAAAACUAGAAACUCUCCAAAUGAAUAGAGAGGAAGAAUCAGAAGAAUCAGAAGAGCUUAGUUCCAGACUACUACUCUGUGAUGGAGAAGAAGCUGAGCUACCAGCAGAUGGAAAUGAAAAGUGUUCCUGUGUUAUGUGCUUUUCAAAAGAUGUGCCGGAAGGUCCUGAAAGUAGCCAAACAUGUGACAUGAUGGAUACUGUGGAUCUUGAAAACACCUCUUCUUCGGGAAGACUCAAGAGGAAGAGAAGAAAAAAGAAAGGACAUGCCUGGACAAGGAUUAAAAGAAGAUAUCAGAGAAGAGUAAAUCAAAAAGAAAGAAGCGACACUGAUGACCAGUUGGUCUCCAGUGAGAGAAAAGUGAAAAAGCGUCUGCAAGGAAGUGCCAAGAUCAGGGGGAAAAGGAGAGGCAGAACUCAUAGUGAAAGGGCCCCACAGAAAAGAUUCCAGUCAAGAGGGUCAAGAAGGUGCAGAGAUGAUAGUGUGAAUUUUCACUCUCAAAUACUUCCUGUGGCCUGUGGUAAGGUGAAGGGGAUGUUAUAUAAGAAGAGACUGAAACAAGGAGUCUUGGUGAAGUGUAUACAGAGUGAGGAUGGAAGAUGGUUCACCCCCAAGCAAUUUGAAGCUGAAGGAGGCCACAAAAGAUCAAAGAACUGGAAGCUGAGUGUGCGUUGUGGUGGGAGGCCCCUACGAUGGCUAAUGGAGAAAGGACUUCUACAUAAUCCUCCAAGAAAAUAUUUCGGGAGAAGAAAGAAAAUACCAAAGCCUCAUGACAAUAUCUUGGCUGACCCUCAUCUGGGAAACUCCAACAUGUGUGAGAUGUGCCGGAGUGGAGGAAUGCUGUUCUGCUGUGAUACUUGUUCGAGAUCUUUUCAUAAACACUGUCACAUCCCACCUGUGGAAACUGAGAGGAGCCCAUGGAGUUGCACCAUCUGCAGGAUGGAGUCUUUUGGAAGGCAGCCAUGUCACGGGGAAUCUGAGGCCCUGGAGAGACAGAUGCAGCCUGAGGAGCAGUUGAAAUGUGAGUUCCUCCUCUUGAAGGUUUAUUGCCAUUCAGAGAGCUCAUUUUUUUCGAAGAUCCCAUAUUAUUACUAUAUUAGAGAGGUUUCUCAAAACCUGAAGGAACCCAUGUGGUUGGACAAAAUCAAGAAGAAGUUGAAUAAACAGGGUUAUCGCCAAGUAGGGGAGUUCGUGCAGGACAUGCGUCUCAUCUUUCAGAACCACAGGGUGUCUUACAAGUACAAUGACUUUGGCCUAAUGGGACUUAGACUGGAAGAAAAAUUCGAGAGGAAAUUCAAGGAAGUGUUUGCUAUUGAAGAAACAAAUGAGAGCAGUUCACGGGCAUAGUAGAGGGUGUUGGUAUCCUGGAAAAUUCCCUUUUGGGGCAGAAAUUUCAUCUCCCAUCCGCUGUGAGGAUUGGCUGUGGAUGCCACCCCUCCCCAAAAUAUCAUGUUCUGCCAAUGCCAGCUUCAUCUGGAGUUAACACCUCUUGGACCUGGGAGCUGGCCCCCAGCCCCAAGGUGGGACCAAUGUGUGGUGUGAUUCAUGCUCAUGCACUCCCCAGAAGAUCAAGCUAGAGCUAGCCUCUAGCUGGAACCACAUCCAUGCUUGGUUUUUCCCACCAUGCCAUCCUUCUUCCCUCUCCUUUCUUCUCCUGAAAAACACCCUCUACUAUGCCUUCUCAUAAUAAAUCACUUACUAAAGAGA